This is a messenger RNA of Saccoglossus kowalevskii, 1818 nucleotides long. RefSeq names its product T-cell activation inhibitor, mitochondrial-like. The record is from RefSeq and is a predicted model, not a curated record. Gene Ontology annotation, cellular component: mitochondrion. NCBI's taxonomy places the organism in Eukaryota, Metazoa, Hemichordata, Enteropneusta, Harrimaniidae.
CCCAAAGAUGGCCGACGUGAGAAUGGGGUUACGAGUUGUUCUCCAGUAUUGCUGCGCUAUUGUCAUUUCCCCGUAGUCGGAUACGGCCUACGUUGAUUACAACGCAAUCGGAUUGUUAAAUGAUGCUUUUCAAUGGUUUGAUUUCAUUUUCAGUUUAUUUUGUCCCUUACAUUCGUGGAUAUGACGAUACUGUUUAGGAGAUUUGUGUGCAAUAAAAUUUUUAUUCUGAAUCAAAUUUCAACAAGAAAUCUGACUACAUCGGAGGCGUCCACUAUUCUGAGGCCUUUUUAUUUUGCUGUGCAUCCUGAUUUGUUUGGACAAUACCCCAAGGAGAGAAAUGUGAAUGAAACAUCCUUGAAACAGCUGAAUUCAUAUCUAGACUCUCUUCAGGGAGAAACAUAUCCUGAACCGCUGACUCUGACCUUUUAUCUUAGACACAACACUGCCAAGGAAUCCUUACAUACAGCGGCCAUCAACCAUUUACACCCAGUCACAUUUACUGUGAAAUCUCACAAUGUGCGUUCAACCGUCAAACAUAUCCUAAAGUCAUGUAUGAUUUCAACGGAUCGGCUAGAGUCGAUACCCGUCAAGAGAAGGGGUGGAUCAUUUCCGAGGCCGAUAAGAUGGGAUCCUACGUACUAUACAUAUACCGGCAAAACGGCACCCUCCAGUGACAGGAUUUAUCAACAAGCAAAACCUAAACCUCAGACUUUAAGAUACUGGAUGCAGACGAAUAUAAGCAAAGCACGUCAGAAAUUAGAAGAUAAUAAACCCCUUGAAAGAGAGAUCAAAGAAGUUCGUGAAUUUCUAUGUAAGCAAUAUGGAAUACGAAAUAUAAGUUGGCACAGUGGAUGGGGGUUAUCAGCAUACAGGGCGUGUCUCAACAGUUUGUGUAGAUUAACUGAACAACAUGCAGCAGAAUUGAAUGUCCUGAGAGGUCGCUCUGUCGUAUUCAGUAGCAAUACAGGUAUUGACAGAAAUGGUAGUAUUGUGUUAAGCAACAUGGAUGUCCCACAUCAUUGGCUUAUGUUACUUGGAUCAGUGGACAAAUAUGAAGCAGUGUUAGAUGAACUUCCUGUACUAGAGAGGGCGCUCUCCACACAACUUGGAGACAUUCAGAUAAUUCGACGCGAGAAUAUACGCAUAUUGCUGGCAGAGGCAUAUCAUAAUCUGUUGUCUCGAAUGUUACGUUCUGUUGUUAAUUAUUAUCGGAUGAAAAACCACAUGUAUAUUUCGGAGUACAGCGGGUCAUAUUAUGGUGAUGUGAGUGAAGGACCUGACCGACCAAAGCAAGGAGCUUUGCGAGACUGUGAAAUACUUGUGGAAAAUGAUGCAGGUGAUGUAAGACUUCUAUCAACCGGUCAGUUUCUUGUACCAGCUACCUACCCACCUGUCUUGUUGCUGGAGUAUAUACUUGAUAAACAAGACGAAACUAAGUAUCGAAAACAGGAAUAUCUCAGGUAUAGUAAAUUAAUGGAAGAUAUAAUGAGGCAUUGUCAGAAUGAUCUUGAACUUGAUUCACUGACAAAAGACAAUGCAGUGACUCCCGAAGAAAUGAUGAUGUGUUGUCAGAGACUUCUUGACCAUCCCUACGAGGCGGGCAUCAGCUUACAAGGACUCAAACUCAAAAUAUCAAAAUUCUAUUCAGUUUCAGAAGAUGGGGAAAUGUGUAUUCCCUGGGACUGGAAAAUGUAAUGAGUAAUUACUAUUUAUGGCUAAAUUUACGCUAACUUAAGGAGAUCAUGGAAAUGGGCUUACCUAGCUAUGUUACUUAAUUCGCAAUGGUUUAUUUUUCACAUGCACUAUGGUGUCUCUAUA